GGACCCGUCCUUCCGCGGGAAAGGCCUCUGUGAGUUAAUGACGAAGCCAAUCGAAGCUUUCGACAUACAAAGGGACUUCGUGGACGACAAAGAUUACGACUUUUACGAAGUGGACCGCAACAGCUUGGAGCCACACUGCCUCGACACACUCCGAGGGCCAGGCCUGUUACAUUCGGGGUUUCUAUCCUCAAAACCCAGUCGGAUGCCAGAUUUCCAAUGGGAUAGGAGGGACUGGUACGAGAACAGGUAUAAUUAUGACAGGUAUAAUGAAGACAGAAGAGGUUUAAGGCAUAAUGGACGGAGGGGAUAUGACGACAGAUUUUUCGUUCCCUAUCAAAUUGGUAUGGGCAGGAGCAAUGAUGAUCAAGAAAACUGGGGGCAAUAUGGUGGUUAUUAUGGGGGUUACGAUACUUACUACAAAGAUAGGAAUGACUAUUACAAGUCUAUAAACCACUGGCGACUGGCAGACGACAUAGGUCGAUCGUCCUAUGGUGUCAAACCAUAUCACAACACGAAUUUCGAUUACCACAAUUUGGGGAAGAAUCGUUUAUGGGAGAGUCACAGAUAUGGUUAUGGAUCUUGGAAGAGAGGCCGCUGGAAUAGUUCUGGAGUCAGUAGCUGGAAUAAUCUGGACUAUGGGGAGUCCAAUUACCUUGACAAGCCAAAACAUCAUUAUUAUGAUGACAGGAACGAAGAUCCGAGCGGUAAAGAUUGUUCCUCCCGUCGAAGACCAGGCAUGUCCUUAGGAUCGGGUGCUAUAAGACGGUCGCUUAUAGCCCACAACGUGGUCGAGUGUGAGGCUGCCUGCUUUGGUGAGAGGGAGUUUAAAUGCGUCUCCUACAGUUAUAGAUAUUCGAGUUCUCGAGGCACCGACAAUUGUUUCCUAAGUGAGAGACCGUACAGAGGGCUGGAGUUGUCAGCAGAUAGCGGUUCAGAUGUGUACGCUAUGCCACAGGAUCAGGGGUGCUCCACCAUCAGUCAUAAACCUUGGGUCGAAAGCGAAUGUUUCUGGCAUGUGCGUUCCGGCGCUGCGGUCAGUGGUGCCGCUGUUAGAGGAGCGAUCACAGUGGCCGGACUCGGUGCGUGCGAGGCAGAAUGUAUUCGCGCUCACGGAUUCUUCUGUAGAGGAUUUAGUUUCAGAUUCGACGCACCAACGAUAGGCGAUGACUUGGAGAACUGCAUUCUGACGUCUUCUCCACCAACCUCGUUGGAGACCAACAGAGGACUCCGGCCCACGGCUGGACAUGAGUUGUACUCGAGAGGAAACUAUGGGAGGGGCUGUGAACCAGCUCUGUAUGAUGAUACACAGCACAGAGAGACGGAAUGCUACCUCCAAUAUGACAGUGCGGCGCGAUUGAAAAGCUCAGCAGUUCGAGGUUCAGCAAGGGUUCGGACCGAAGAGGCGUGUGGAGUCGCGUGUACUGAUGCUCCCUUCAGAUGUCUCUCCUUCUCUUUUAAUAACAAGGCCCCGCCAGACAUAGACAACUGUCUUCUAUCGGAGAUCAGGCUCUUCGACUUGCAGCGAGGAGUCGACUAUGAACAUUCGGUCGACGACUGGCUCUUCGCCUUUGAUCUUUUCAACGGCCAGUGCUGGAGGAAAGUGCAUGGGAAGAGCGAGUAUGAUGAUCCGUCACAUGAACUGCCGCGUCCUUUGUCCCCAACCUUCGAAGACCAUCCCACAGGCCCUGGCAGGCCAGGAUAUUUGCCCUCGGGUGGAGAUUUGCCGUACGCACCUACUGGUCCACCAAGUGGGCCUGGAUACAAACCCGGAUAUGUUGAACCUGAACCACCAUCGAAACCAGGGUAUCUUGAGCCAUCCGGUCCAAAUUACAAACCUGGAUAUCCGGAGCCUAGCGGGCCAGGUUUUAAGCCUCCAUAUCCUGAACCAAGUGGACCAAGUUAUCUACCUGAACCAAGACCCGGUUAUCCAGUACCUAGUGGACCAGGUUAUAAACCCGGUUAUCUACCGGAACACAAUCAUAAACCUGAUUACAGGCCUUCUGGACCUGAUUAUCCAGAACCAGGCUACAAGCCUGGUUUUCGACCGGAGCCGAGCGGACCAAGUUAUCUACCGGAACCCGGAUAUAAGCCAGGAUUCAGACCGGAGCCUUCUGGGCCCGGUUUUAAACCUGGAUACCCGCCAGAUUCUGGUUUCAGACCGGGAUAUCCGCCUUCUGAGCCGGAUUACAAGCCCGGCUAUUUACCACAUGAGCCCAGACCAGAGUAUGGGCCGCCAAAGCGACCUCACAAACCAGUUUAUCCGAAUGAUAGAGAAGACGGACUUAUUGCGGUAUCUUGGAGACAUUAUACAGUAUCUGGAUUCCCUUGCCGGUCUGGCACUUCAUGCGCCCAGAACCAGGUAGCUGGUCAUUGGGCUUGUGAACCUGAGGGCGGUGAAGUUGGAUCAUGGGAUUAUUGUUGUGCACCGACACAUCGAUGCGGCUAUAGUGAAGGAUUCCAUAAACCUUGGUGCUAUGUAGGCCCAACAGAAGAUCAAUGGAGGCCAUGUAGCGAAAAGUACUACCCAUACCAUCAACACAACACCCCUCAUCCUUCUCAAGGACAUAGAGAAGAUCAGCCCCGUCCGUACCCGAGCAGACCUUGGAGAGGAAAACCCCCAACUGAUGACAGAGAUGGGCCAUUCCUCGGACCAUACUUGUCAGAGAAUGAUCGAAAGUAUUGGGAUAGCCUGUACAAAAAUGGGCCACAAGCUUACUACGAUAAGUAUGGAAAUCCACUGCCAGGAUAUACUCGAGUGCCGACAGCCAGCCGUCCACAUAUCAAAUACCGACACAGUUACCCACGCCCACCAUCAGGAUAUUGGGUGCCUGUAUCACCUCAUGACCCUCAAGAGUUAGAUCCUCCGCUGCCUGGAGGACUUGGUGUGCCUAGAUACUGGCCCGUAGCAUACCUUCAUAAAGGUCCCCCGCCAAACAUUACAUACUUCAGGUACAACGAAACAACUACAACUGAACGGUAUGAACCGUUACCGCCUCGAAACCCUCCUAGAGACAACCCGCCUUCAAGAGAUCCCGUUAAAGAACCUCCACCAGCUAGCGUACCCUCUAAAGAACCUCCCCCAUCUUCAGUUACAAAUAAAGCUACAGAGAAUCCCAAUAUUGGAGUAGAGGGUAGAAGUCAUAGAGAUGAAAAAACUAGAAACUUGCAAAAUGAUACAAACGACGAUAUAUUUCGUAUAGAUAUUGAUAAAUUGACAACUACAACCACUACUACUACAACUACUGUUAAACCUAAUAUAAUAUUAAAAGAUCCAAUCAUUCCUGAAAAUAAAGAAGAAGAUGUAAUCAAAACCAACAAUUCUAUUGUAGAAAUGAUUACGCCUGAAAAUGUAAAAGAAGAUAAAGUAAAUGAUAAUAUAAAAGGAAUUGACGACAAAUUAAAUGACUUCUCAUCAAUAGAAGUAUUCGAUAUUGAGGAUGCUAAAAAGGGAGAUAAGCUAUCUGACUUGAAAACUUUAGAGGCAGAAGAAAGACAAAUAGAGGCUAUAGGAAGAUUGUUGGCUUCAAGACGUGGCUCGAAACUAGUUUUAGAGAAACGUUCACAGAAAGACUUGGAAGCUAAGAAUAUUGCUAUUGAUAAAGACUUAGUGGAUUUCAACUUUGGAAAUAAAUUCCCCACUCCGGAAAGGAGAGGUGUCAUUCAAAGGGUAACAAAAGAUGAAAUAGAAAGAGAAAAAUAUAACGAUAAAAGUUUAGAAGUGAGCGAGACAACGUUCGUCAGACCUCCGCGGAUAUUAAGCACAACCGAAAACAUACGUAAAGCUAUUGUAAACGGAAAAGUAUUUUACGACGCAACUAUAAGAGAACAAAGAGAUAUAUUUGCAAAUAAUACACGAAAAGCGAAAUCUUUUAAAUUUUUAGAAGAUUCGAGAGCUCCAUCGAUCCUUAAUAACACCAGUUUUGGUAAAAAGAAGAUUAUUAUGGCUAGAAAUGUGAAUCCUGUUAGAAGAGUGAGAAGGGUUUACAGAAAGAGAUAUAAUCCAGGUGAAGUGAGGCGGAGAUUGUUGGAAAGAGAGAAGACUACGAAGGCGGAUGUCAUUUUAGAAACGGGUAGGAAAAUAUGAAAUCUCAACAAAUAACAAACAUUGUUAUUUUCGUCUCUUUUACACAUAUAAGAGUAGAUAAGGUUAGAUGCUUCAUGCAAUAAAAAUCAAAAUUGGUGAUAUUAUUAUGCGCUAAGUUUAUUAAUUUAAAUGGAAACGUUCAAUAUAUAAUUGUUCUAUCAUAAUUUAUAUUUACGAAAAGAAAUAUUAAAUUGCUAAAUAUGAAAAUGAGUAAAUACAAAUUAAUAAAAGAAAAAAUAAUAGAUUAUAUAAAUUACACAUUUAAUAAUUAAGUAUAGUUUACAUAUAAAUUGGCUCGGUGCAUUUUACGUAUUGUCAGUUUGACCACAAAAUUACAUACAUUUUGGGUUGAAAUGACGAUCCCUGCUUUAUGUUUAUAACAAUUAUAAUUGUUAUAUUUGGCAUAAAUCUAAAUGAUAUAAUUUAAAAAAAAUUCCAGAGAAAAAUGUAUUUUUUUUUUAUUUUUUCUUAAAUGUUUUAUUUAUUGAAAGUCUUUUUUUUAUUUAAUGUAUUGUACGUUUUAUUUGUAACAUUUUUACUUUGUGUCAUUUUGGUAUAUUGUUAUAUUUCAGUAUUCUAUCUUUUAGAUUUAACGGCACAUGUUAACAAUUAUUUUUAAGCUAUUUAUUUAGAUAAGAAUAAAAUUUGAAAUAAAUAAAAAAAUAUAUUAAUUUGUCCGCGGUGCGGUUUUUUUUAAUCAUACUGUUUAAAAAUCUCGAAGUCUUUGAACACGCCGACAUACAUGUAUUAAAUACUUAAAUGUGAUGUUAAAAGUUACCACAAAUUAAGCAAAAACAUACAAUUAACAUACAUAAUAUUAUAUUGUAUUUAUCUAUAAGAUAUACAUAAUGUAAGAUUGUAUGGAAUUCUAUAUAAUUA
This is a messenger RNA of Galleria mellonella (greater wax moth), 4963 nucleotides long. RefSeq lists its product as uncharacterized. The record is from RefSeq and is a predicted model, not a curated record. Lineage: Eukaryota; Metazoa; Arthropoda; Insecta; Lepidoptera; Pyralidae. The coding region runs from base 38 to 4084 and encodes 1348 amino acids. The transcript is spliced from 17 exons.